Messenger RNA from Volvox carteri f. nagariensis, 444 nucleotides. RefSeq lists its product as uncharacterized. The transcript is spliced from 5 exons. Bases 1 to 444 code for a protein of 147 amino acids. Lineage: Eukaryota; Viridiplantae; Chlorophyta; Chlorophyceae; Chlamydomonadales; Volvocaceae. The record is from RefSeq and is a predicted model, not a curated record.
AUGCCUCGACAGCGUGCAAAGCCGCCGAUGAUGGCGCAGACUGAGGCGGCCUUGCGAAAAGCCGCGGAAAAGCCACCCGUGCAGUUGUCGCGGGACCAGGUAUCGCGCGCCUACGACAUACUAGAGCAGCAGCGUAUCGGGCCCUAUGCCGUAAAGUAUGGCUGUAUCGGCUCCGUGGGCCUUGUUGCCUACACCUACCUCAGGGGGUUCUACCACCUGGCCCAAAAAAAUCGCGAAGCUUGGAUGGGCACCUUCCGACAUCGCAUCAUGCUACUGGGCCCCCUCAUAGCGAUGUACGCGACGGCCAAUGACGUCAUUCCGCUGCCGUACAAGGAGCGCGUCGAGGCAGCCUUGAACCGGCAAGCAAUCUCAAUGUACGACAUUGUCACGGCCAAGGAGACCGUCCGGAAGGCACAGGUGCUUCCGCUGAGUGCUCAAAUGUGA